Nanorana parkeri is the source of this 951-nucleotide messenger RNA. RefSeq names its product zinc finger CCHC-type containing 10 (gene ZCCHC10). Lineage: Eukaryota; Metazoa; Chordata; Amphibia; Anura; Dicroglossidae. The record is from RefSeq and is a predicted model, not a curated record. Gene Ontology annotation, molecular function: zinc ion binding; nucleic acid binding. The coding region runs from base 41 to 574 and encodes 177 amino acids. The transcript is spliced from 4 exons.
AGCGCUCUCCAGUAGUGCCCAGCAUGCAACGGGGCAGCGUAUGGCCUUCAGCAACAUGGCAACCCCCAUGCACCGGCUGAUCGCUCGCAGACAGGCUGAAGCAAAUAAACAGAAUGUACGUUGUCAGAAGUGCCUAGAGAUUGGCCAUUGGAGCUAUGAAUGUACUGGGAAAAGAAAAUAUCUGUACCGGCCCUCCAGGACAGCUGAGCUAAAGAGGACCCUAAAAGACAAAGAUGCCAGAAUGCUUUUAGGUCAAAGCAACAAUAUUGCAGAAGCAAAGCUGAAAAAAAAAAGGCCUAAAAGUGUAACAAGCUCCAGUAGUGAAAGCUCAAGCAGCAACAGCUCAGACAGUGACCCAUCUUCAGACAGUGAGGACACCUCCAGCUCCUCUUCAUCGUCAGAAGACAGCUCUUCCAGUUCUUCCUCUUCAUCAGAGGACAGCUUCUCCGAGUCUGAAUCAGAGUCUGAGUCGGAUUCAGAAACUAGCAGUAGCAGUGAUACAAGCUCCAGCAGCAGCAGUGAAGAAGACAGUAGCUCAGAUGAGGAGCCACUUAGGAAGAAAAGAAAGCGUUAGAGACGGCAAAACAUUUGUCUUAAAGCUUUUUCAAGACAUCCACGUUGGAAGAACUUUGUUCUUGGAGUCUAUACAUUAAAGAAAUGGCGAACUUGGUGUCCUACCCCGUACAAGUUGUCAAUCCUUAGAUUUUGGUACUGAAUGUUAAUUUCACAUUAGAAACACUGCUUACACAAUUUUACUUUUUUUCCUGCAUUUUACUCUCUAGAAGGAAUGGUGACAGUUUGUUUCCCAGUUUUCUAUUGAAAGACCAAAUAUUUAACUUCCAAAAGAACACUCAGACAUGAUAUUCUCUGUUCUCCAUUUGCUCUGAAGGGUAACAUAAAGGUCUUUUCCAGUUUAAUCCAAAAGCAUGCUUUCAGCUCUUGUGUGUGGCA